Scaptodrosophila lebanonensis is the source of this 4453-nucleotide messenger RNA. RefSeq names its product protein serrate (gene Ser). Lineage: Eukaryota; Metazoa; Arthropoda; Insecta; Diptera; Drosophilidae. The transcript has 16 exons. Gene Ontology annotation, cellular component: protein-containing complex; plasma membrane. Gene Ontology annotation, molecular function: calcium ion binding; Notch binding. Gene Ontology annotation, biological process: establishment or maintenance of epithelial cell apical/basal polarity; cell communication; heterophilic cell-cell adhesion. Bases 1 to 4275 code for a protein of 1424 amino acids. The record is from RefSeq and is a predicted model, not a curated record.
AUGUACAAAAUGCUUAGAAAACAUUUUCGGCGAAAAUCAGCAGCAGCAACAACAACAACAACAAUAGAAGCAGCAGCAGCAACAACAACAACAAAUACAACAAUGUCGACCAGAAGGCGAACAACGACAACAACAACAGCAACAGCGACGCGAACACUGAUCGACAAUUGUCGAUCAUUAAAGUCUGCCUGCAACUUAAUUGCUUUAAUUUUAAUAUUGUUAGUCCAUAAGAUAAAUGCGGCCGGUAAUUUCGAGCUGGAGAUAUUGGAAAUUUCAAAUACCAAUAAUCAUCUGCUGAGCGGCUAUUGCUGUGGCCUGCCAGCAGAGCUGCGCGGAACCAAAACGACGGGCUGCUCACCCUGCACUACAGCGUUUCGUUUGUGUCUCAAGGAGUAUCAGACAACAGAGCAAGGGGCGAGCAUAUCAACGGGUUGCUCCUUUGGCAACUCCACAACAAAAAUCCUAGGUGGCUCGAGCUUUGUGCUCAGCGAUCCUGGUGUAGGAGCUAUUGUGCUGCCCUUCACAUUUCGCUGGACGAAGUCGUUUACGCUGAUAUUGCAGGCGUUGGACAUGUACAACACAUCCUAUCCAGAUGCGGAAAGGUUAAUUGAAGAAACAUCAUACUCGGGCGUGAUACUGCCCUCGCCCGAAUGGAAAACUCUGGACCACAUUGGUCGCAACGCUCGCAUCACCUACCGCGUCAGAGUCCAAUGCGCCGUUACCUACUACAACACGACCUGCACGACCUUCUGCCGGCCCCGAGACGAUCAGUUCGGACACUAUGCCUGCGGCUCCGAGGGUCAGAAGCUCUGCCUGAAUGGCUGGCAGGGCGUCAACUGUGAGGAGGCCAUUUGCAAACCUGGUUGCGAUCCCAUACACGGCAAAUGUGAUCGACCCGGCGAGUGCGAAUGUCGACCCGGCUGGCGCGGACCGCUGUGCAAUGAGUGCAUGGUCUAUCCUGGCUGUAAGCAUGGCUCCUGCAAUGGCAGUGCCUGGAAAUGUGUCUGCGACACCAAUUGGGGUGGCAUACUCUGCGAUCAAGAUUUAAAUUACUGUGGCACCCAUGAACCGUGCAUGCAUGGUGGCACCUGCGAGAAUACAGCGCCCGAUCAAUAUCGCUGCACUUGCGCCGAGGGAUUAUCGGGUGAACGGUGCGAGAUUGUGGAGCAUCCGUGUGCCACACAGCCGUGCAAGAAUGGCGGCACAUGCACGCUCAAGCCAACGAACAUGACCAAGCAGACGACAACAUAUCGCUCCAUACGCGGCAUGAGCUCUGCCAUGGGCAAGCCGAUAAGCAGACGCAAUUCAAUGCGCAGUCUUGCCGGGUUGCGAGCGGCUCAAGGACAGGGGCAGGAGUCGACAGACAUUGGUAGUCAACAGAAUGGAAGCAGCAGCACAAGCAGAGAUGCUGCCCACCAGCUGCCCCCUUUAGUUGAAUUCACUUGCGGCUGUGCCACUGGCUGGACGGGACCGACAUGCGAAAUAAAUAUCGAUGAGUGCGCCGGCGGUCCCUGCGAGCAUGGUGGCACUUGUGUCGAUCUAAUCGGCGGCUUUCGCUGCGAGUGUCCGCCCGAGUGGCAUGGCGACCUCUGUCAACUGGAUGUGAACGAAUGUGAGGCGCCGUAUGCGCCUGUGAGCGGUGGCACCACAACCACAGCCGCUGCUCUGCUGACAACCACAGCUGCGUCGAUUAUGGGCAGCAAUAUAACUUCGGCUGCCUUGCUGGCUGCCCUAACGAGUGCAGUGGUCGCCUCCACGUCCCAUACUGGACCGUGCAUCAAUGCAAGGGAAUGCCUCAAUUUGCCGGGCUCCUUUUCGUGUGAUUGCCUCGAGGGCUGGGGCGGUCCCACAUGCGCCCAAAAUCUAGACGAUUGUGUGGGUCAGUGUCGCAACGGAGCCACCUGCAUUGAUCUGGUCAACGAUUAUCGCUGCGCAUGCGCCACGGGCUAUACAGGUCGCAACUGUGAGACGGACAUUGACGAGUGCGCCAAUUCGCCGUGCCGGAACGGCGGUGAAUGUGAGAAUAUGGUCGGCAAGUUCAACUGCAUCUGCCCGCUGGGUUACUCGGGCACACUAUGUGAGGAAGCCAAAGACCAUUGCACUCCCUCACCCUGUCUGCAGGGUAGUUGCCUGAACACACCUGGCAGCUUCUACUGUCACUGUCCACCGGAUCGCGCCGGCAAGCACUGUGAGCAGCUGCGUCCGCUCUGCUCGCAGCCGCCCUGCAAUGAGGGCUGCUUUGCCAAUGCCAGCAAUGUGCCAGCUACGACACUAACAACAACAAUAACAACUGCAACAAUAUCGAAGACAACGAUGCGCGCAUCCAGCGGUCUACCCUGCAGCGGACAAGGCAGCUGCGAAAUGAGCGACGUGGGCACCUUCUGCAAAUGUCAUGUGGGCCACACGGGCACCUUCUGCGAGCACAAUCUCAACGAAUGCUCACCGAAUCCUUGUCGAAAUGGCGGAAUUUGCCUUGACGGUGACGGCGACUUUACAUGCGAGUGCAUGUCCGGCUGGACAGGCAAACGUUGUUCGGAGCGCGCUACCGUCUGCUAUGCUGGCCAAUGCCAAAAUGGCGGCACCUGCAUGCCGGGUGCACCAGACAAGGCAUUGCAGCCACACUGCCGCUGCGCACCUGGAUGGACGGGUCUCUUCUGCGACGAGACCAUCGACCAGUGCCGUGGUCAGCCUUGCCACAAUGGAGGCACCUGCGAGUCGGGCGCUGGCUGGUUUCGCUGCCUCUGUGCUCAGGGCUUUUCGGGUCCGGAUUGUCGCAUCAAUGUAAACGAGUGCUCACCACAGCCAUGUCAGGGCGGCGCCACCUGUAUCGAUGGUAUCGGCGGCUAUACCUGUAUAUGUCCGGCUGGACGUCAUGGACUCCGCUGUGAGAUUCUGCUUUCAGAUCCGAAAUCUGCCUGCCUCAAUGCCAGCAACACAAUUUCGCCCUAUUCCGCGCUCAAUCAGACUCACAACUGGCUAGAAACCGCGCUUUCGGGCCGCACCGACGAGGAUGAAUAUUGCAAUGCUUGUGUCUGUGAGAAUGGAACUUCACGGUGUACACGUCUUUGGUGUGGACUGCCUAAUUGCUUUAAGGUAGACCCGCUAUCCACGUCCUCCAACCUCUCGGGCGUUUGUAAGCAACACGAGGUGUGUGUGCCGGCCCUAAGUGAGACCUGUCUAUCCCCACCUUGCAAUGUGCGUGGGGAUUGUCGUGCUCUGGAACCAUCCCGUCGUGUCGCACCACCACGCCUGCCAGCCAAGGCCAGCUGUUGGCCCAAUCAAGCGCUAGUUAAUGAGAAUUGUGCACGCCUUACGAUCUUGCUCGAUCUAGAACGUGUGGGCAGAGGCAAUUCGGUGGAGGGUCUGUGCUCCCUGGUGCGUGUGCUCCUAGCCGCUCGGCUGGUUAAGCUGCCAGUCCCACCCCAGCAGAGCUCGGAACAGGAACAGUCCAUGCUCAUGGUGCUGUGCGAUCUCAAGACGGGGACCAACGAUACCAUCGAACUGACUGUGUCCUCUUCCAUGCUUAAUGAUCCAGAACUGCCCGUGGCCGUUUCUCUGUUGGGUGAGCUACUCUCCUCGCGCCAACUCAAUGGCAUCCAACGUCGUAAUGAGCUGCAGCAUGCCAAGCUGGCUGCACUUACCUCCAUACUAGAAGUUAAGUUAGAGACGGCGCGUGUGGCGGAUGGCAAUAGCCACAGUUUGCUCAUCGGUGUGCUCUGCGGCAUCUUUAUUGUGCUGAUCGGAUUCUCCAUUUUCAUCAGCCUGUAUUGGAAGCAGCGCAUGGCCUAUCGCAGCACCUCGGGGAUGAAUUUGACACCCUCGCUGGAUGCAUUGCGGCACGAGGAGGAGAAGUCCAAUAAUUUACAGAACGAGGAGAAUUUGCGACGCUAUACGAAUCCGCUGAAGGGCAGCACCAGCUCCCUGCGUGCAGGCAAUGGCAUGGAACUGAGUCUGAAUCCUGCACCCGAGUUGACCGCCGUUUCGGCACUGGCAGCUGCGGCGGCCACAAGUUCGGCAUUGCAUCGGUCGCAGCCUCUCUUUCCGCCCUGCGAUUUUGAGCGGGAAUUGGACGCGAGCACCGGUCUGAAGCAGGCGGCCCAGAAGCGCGGCUCACAGAUAUUGCUGCACAAAACACAGAACUCAGACAUGAAGAAGAACACGGUGGGCUCGCUGGACAGUCCACGCAAGGAUUUUGGCAAGCGCUCGAUCAAUUGUAAGUCGCUGCCGCCGCCGGCUUGUGAUGAGAAUGAUAUGCUGACCACAGUGGUCGUGUAGUGGACCGACGGGGCAAGACGAGCAAUUCGCAGUGAUCUCAGUGACCCCGCAUACACAACACCACACAACCACACACCAGAUGCUCAUCCAUAUGCCAAGCGCAUCGUUGAUCGUUUUAUGUUCCUGGCGACUUCGUUUUUAUACAUACGAGUAUAAUAUGUAUUUUAUAUUUUGCAUU